GAGAAGGGCUCGGAUAUAGCUCAGUGGUGGAGAACUUGUCUAGCGUGUAUGAAGCCCUGAUUUCAAUCUCACACCCUUUAAAAAGAAUGAACAGAGAAAUCAAAGAUCAAUAUAAAAUAAAACAACUCAACAGAUGUAUUUGCUGAGAUUCUAUAGUGGGUGCAGUAACUUCUUCAGACUCUGAGCGCCGCUAUUCACCUACGAAGAGCAAAACGCCGCCAGAGCUCGGUCGGGAUUCUCAGGGUCCAAAGGCUUAAAGCCUCUCAGUUCCCGCAAACCGGCUCCUGGGCUGCAACGAAAAUCACCCAGGAAUUGAAGGUGCUCCAUCUGAGACUCCUGAUAACACAGAAAGAAGAACCGGGUAAAACACACAGCGCGCCCGGUCUGAUCGGAGAGAGCUUUGAGAAAAUUCCGUGGUCAGGAGACAAUGGCCGCACAAAGGAAUCUCUUAGAGCGCACCAAACUGGUCCUCCUUUUCCUGUGGAUGCCCUGGGAGUCCGCAGCUCGGCAGAUCCGCUACUCCGUUCCUGAAGAACUAGAGAAAGGCUCUUUUGUGGGCAACAUCUCCAAGGACCUGGGGCUGGAGCCCCGCGAGCUGGCGGAGCGCGGGGUCCGCAUCGUCUCCAGAGGUAGGUCGCAGCUUUUCUCUCUGAACCCGCGAGGCGGCAGCUUGGUCACUGCAGGCAGGAUAGACCGGGAGGAGCUGUGCGCCCAGAGCGCGCCCUGUCUCCUCAGCUUUAACAUCCUUGUGGAAGACAGGGUGAAACUUUUCGGGAUAGAGAUAGAGGUAACGGAUGUCAAUGACAAUGCGCCAAAAUUCCAAGCAGAAACUCUAGAUGUGAAAAUUAAUGAAAAUGUCGCAUCAGGGAUGCGUUUUCCUCUCCCGGAAGCUAUUGAUCCGGAUGUGGGCGUGAACUCUCUGCAGAGCUACCAGCUCAGCCCCAAUAAGCACUUCUCCCUAGGUUUUCAGAGCGCUGCUAAUGGCGUCAAGUACCCGGAGCUCGUGCUGGAGCACGCCCUAGAUCGUGAGGAAGAGGCCAUUCACCACCUGGUCCUCGUGGCCUCUGACGGUGGUAACCCUUCCAGAUCAGGCACUGUCCUCAUCACUGUGACUGUCUUUGAUGCAAAUGACAAUGCUCCAAUCUUCACCUCGCCUGAAUACCGAGUGAAUAUUCCAGAGAACUUGCCUGUGGGCACUCCGUUGCUAAAAGUGACUGCCACCGACAAAGACGAAGGCGCCAAUGGAGAAGUGACAUACUCCUUCCGAAAAUUACAGGACACACAACUGUUGAAAUUCCAACUAGACAAAAGUACUGGGGAAAUAAAAAUAUCUGAAAAUCUAGAUUACGAAGAAAUGAGUUUCUAUAAAAUAGAAAUCCAAGCUGAAGAUGGAGGGGCCUAUCUUGCAACUGCGAAGGUGUUGAUUACAGUAGAAGAUGUAAAUGACAACAGCCCGGAGGUGACCAUCACCUCUCUCUUUAGUCCAGUGGCUGAAGACUCGCCUGUGGGAACGGUCAUAGCGCUUUUGAACGUGCAUGAUUUAGACUCUGGGCAGAAUGGAGAGGUAACCUGUUCCCUCUCAGGGAAUCUGCCAUUUAAAUUAGAAAAGUCCAUUGACAGUUACUAUAGACUAGUGACAGAAAGAGCCCUCGACAGGGAACAGGUGUCCUCUUACAACAUCACAGUAACAGCCGCGGAUGGGGGAAACCCGCCUUUGUCAACCAAAGCCCACUUCACUCUGCAAGUGGCGGACAUCAACGACAACCCACCCACCUUCUCUCAGGCCUCCUACUUUACCUAUAUCCCAGAGAACAACCCCAGGGGCGCCUCCAUCUUCUCAGUGACCGCCCUGGAUCCCGAUAGCAAAGAGAACGCCCAGAUCCUUUACUCUCUGGCUGAAGACACCAUUGAGGGGGCUCCACUUUCUUCCUACAUAUCCAUCAACUCAGACACUGGCAUCCUGUAUGCGCUCUGGUCCUUUGACUAUGAGCAGUUCCGUGAACUGCGGGUGCAGGUGACUGCCAGUGACAGCGGGAAGCCUCCCCUCAGCAGUAAUGUGUCAUUGACCCUGUUCGUGCUGGAUCAGAACGACAACUCCCCGGAAAUCUUGUACCCCACUCCACCCACCGAUGGCUCCACUGGGGUAGAGCUGGCUCCCCGAUCAGCGGAGUUGGGCUAUCUGGUGACGAAGGUGGUGGCGGUGGACAGAGACUCGGGACAGAACGCCUGGCUGUCCUACCGUCUGCUCAAGGCCAGCGAACCAGGGCUCUUCUCCGUGGGGCUGCACACGGGCGAGGUGCGCACCGCGCGGGCCCUGCUGGACAGAGAUGCGCUCAAGCAGAGUCUGGUGGUGUCUGUGCAGGACCACGGCCAGCCCCCUCUCUCCGCCACGGUCACUUUGACUGUUGCAGUAGCCGACAGCAUCCCUGAUGUUCUGGCGGACUUGGGCAACCUGGAGCCACCGCAGGCCUCUGAACCCUCAAGCCUCACCCUCUACCUAGUCGUGGCAGUGGCAGCGGUCUCCUGUGUUUUUCUCGCCUUUGUCAUUGUGUUGUUGGCUCUCAAACUUCGGCGCUGGCACAAGUCUCACGCGCUUCAGUCUUCCAGAGAUGGAUUGGGUGGCCUGCCUGCCUCUCAGUAUGUGGGCGUGGACGGGGUGCGCGCUUUCUUGCAGACCUAUUCCCACGAGGUUUCCCUAACUGCUGAUUCGCGCAAGAGUCACCUGAUCUUCCCGCAGCCCAACUACGCAGACACGCUCAUCAGCCAGGAGAGCUGCGAGAAAAAAGAUCCUUUGUCUCUGUUAGAUGAUUCCAAGUGCCCUGUAGAAGAUGCCCCUCUGGUGCCAGUGAGUGCUGAUUUACAUUUUCUUUAAACAAUUAUGGUCAGAUUUACAUUUAGGCUUGAAUCCGGGUGGUGGAAAUAUUAGAUCUCUACUUUAAACCCACUUCACUCAGUUCCUGCGACACCUGCCUCGCUAAAACAUUAAAGAGUAGAAUCUGGUGGUUAAGACUGUUUGGAAACUGUCAUGAAAAUCACCCAGAUUGCCAUAAGGUUGUUAUGAAUAGCCAUGCAGAACCUUGUGUUGCUGAAUACAACGUUGGCGGUUCCUAACAGGGAACUUCCUACGGAAGUGUCUGUUGAUUUAUGUGUCCUCCUUACAGGCCACGUGCUGCAACCCUACCGCUUUAGACAGCUCUUUUGAAGGCAAGUGUGUCAAAAUUAGGUAACGUCAGAAACAAAUGCACUAGCCCCACCAG
Messenger RNA from Peromyscus eremicus (cactus mouse), 3257 nucleotides. RefSeq names its product protocadherin gamma-A10-like. Gene Ontology annotation, molecular function: calcium ion binding. The transcript has a single exon. NCBI's taxonomy places the organism in Eukaryota, Metazoa, Chordata, Mammalia, Rodentia, Cricetidae. Gene Ontology annotation, biological process: homophilic cell-cell adhesion. The record is from RefSeq and is a predicted model, not a curated record. Gene Ontology annotation, cellular component: plasma membrane. The coding region runs from base 428 to 2872 and encodes 814 amino acids.